GUUCCUGACUACGGCUCGAUAUGGCUUGUCAAACGCAAGCCAAUUCCAGCUUUUAUUCCAGCUUUUGUGUCAAGAGUCAGCCCAGGAACCAAAAAGAAGCCAGUACUCGUCCUAUGUUACGUAUAUUACAGUACGUAGGAGCGUACACUAUAUAAUUCCCCCCCGUUUUGCGCAAACGUCGUCCAAGUCAUUUAAGUAGGACGAUCCCCUGUCCUCCGCCCCUCUAACAAGGAUAACUUAGUUGCUUCACCGGUACACGCUCAGCCGCCCACGGUUCUCUUCACGAGUCUACUGUGAUACGCUUCCACGUUUUGUUCCGGGACACUGCCUGUUUGGAACGUAGGACUACUCCUGUGUCUAUCAAACCAUUCUUGGUGUACUAUUCGUGACCCGGCAAUUUCAUAAUUGUGAACAAAAAGCUCUCAGGCUGUCUGCGAAACACACCACCGUUGCUUCAAAGGUCGCAACCCCAUAGUUGCCGUCUUUGGCGAGUUCGCGAGUUCCCCAUUCCACAGCCGUGAACACACCCGCCCACGACCGACCGACCGACCUUGACACAACUCACGCGCCUGGUCUCUGGGUCAAGGUUGGCUGCAGCACGCUGCGGCACAGUGCCAAUCGGAUCGGCCAUCUCCUAAGCCAUUAACAGGGACCAUGGUUCGGAAACCGACUCCGCUCGUUUUCACCUCCACGGCGUCGAGCAAUGACGGCGGCGCCGCCAGCGCGAUCAACGAACCUCCCCAAUCGGACCACAGCGUCAAGUCGCCAGGGCCGCGAUCGUUCCGCUUCAGUAAGAAACCCAGCCUUGCAGAUAAUCCCGAAAACUUAUCAGGGAUGCAAGCUCCCGAGCAAUAUCAAUUUCCGCAAUCAGCUCGUAUUCCCUCCUCCCCACACCAGGAUUCGUUGGGGAACAACCAGCAGAACGACGGAUCAACAAUACCAGAGGGACAACGCGCGUACACCCCGUCGACAUCGCCACAGAGGACGGGCUUUUUCGCAAACAUGAAGGCGUCGAAGUCGUCGAACCGUCUGCAACAAGCCGAGGCCAAGAGGCCCGCAACAAGGGAUAGGACUAUUUCUAGGGACAGUGUCCAGCAAGGCGGCCCAGAGCCUAGGGACGACGGAUCCACCACACGACGACUCGUGGCUAGCCCUUCCCGAUCAGAACCACAACUAAAUACGUACGCCGACUCGACCCCGGUCGAUACUGUAGGCGACGGUGCCCAAGCAAACUACAACUCUGCUAGCAGACGACCCAGGCCCAAAGGCUUCAACCUACUACGAAGAACAAGCUCGAUACGAAAUGACUCAGAACCAAUGAGCUCAGGGGAAUCAUCAACACUGUCGCCGAACGACCAAGACCGCCAACAAGUACUGGAGGGACUACGUACAGCUCCGCUCCGUGCCGACAACGACCGAACCUUCAGAGAUCUGAUCAAGAACUCCAACUCGCGCAAUCGCUCGGCUGACCGCCAGCCUUCUGGACAAAGACCAGAGGUGAGACGGGAGCCAAAGGAUACGCACCGCGGCACGUCCUCUAUAUCAAUGUCGCGGGAUACAGGCGGCACGUCGCUCAUUAACAGCCUUAAGGGCGCUGGGACGAAGGCCGCGUCGUCGUUUGGCAGGAAUUUCUUCGGCAAAUCGACACGCAGCGGUAGCACGAAUGAGAAGGAAGGGCCGAUUGAUGAUGAGCAUUACGUGUUGAGGGUGCUGAAUCUGCCGCUGAUAGAGCAGACGAGGGUUUCGCGCAUAUCGAAGCAGCUGGAGACGUCGAGGGAUAAGACGGAAUUCUGGAUGCCGUCGUUUCCUUGGAGGGCUAUUGAUUAUCUAAACUAUAGAGGCACGGAUGCUGAGGGGCUGUACAGAGUGCCUGGUAGUGGACCUCAGAUUCGGAAAUGGCAGCGGAAAUUUGACCAAGACCUUGAUGUGGACCUCUUCGCGCAAACAGAUUUAUACGAUAUCAACAUUGUCGGCUCCAUGCUUAAGUCUUGGCUGCGCGAGUUGCCAGACGAGCUCUUCCCCAAGGACGCCCAAGAGAGGGUAUCGAAAGAGUCGCCCAAUUGCGAAGACGUGCCGCAGGUCCUGAUCGACGAAUUAUCCAACUUACCGCCUUACAACUACUACCUCCUCUUCGCCAUCACAUGCCACCUCAGCCUCGUCCUCGAGCACAGAGAAGCAAACAAAAUGAACUACCAAAACCUCACAGUCUGCUUCCUGCCAUGCAUGAGAAUGGACGCCUACUGCUUCCGCUUCCUCGUCGUGAAAUGGCGCGACUGCUGGAAGGGCUGUAACACUGAAGCAGUGUGGUUGGAGAAGGAGGCGAGAUGGCGCGAGGAGACGAAUGGCACGAAGGCUGCUGAUGAUAGGAGAACGAGUACGGCUAUUGAGGAUAGAAAUGUGUCGUCCCCGGAUAGCAGUCACCCAUCUAGCCUCAACCGCGGGAACCAGCAGAGACCAGCCCAGAGCCAGGAGCAGGCUGCGAAGACGUCGGCGACUACUGCGCCUGCGGAGAAUGAGAGGCCGGGAUACCAGUAUUCGAGAGAGACGCCGCCGUUGGGGACGACGAAUGGCGGAAGCCCCCUGACUGCUGCCGACCAGCGAGGUCUCGGCGGUGAGCGGGAGAUGCUGCUGCCGAUUCAGCCAAUGUCGCCAAUGUAUAUGCCCGGCUCGGCCUUGGACUCCUCCUAAGCGCUGGUUGGUUCCUGUUCAAGCUAGUUGCUACCACAGGCACUGUGCUAAGCUGAAGAGACUUCAGAGGUUAUUCUUUCGCGGUGCAUAUCAGUCUUGACCCGAACUACCAGGUCCCUAUUCGCAUUUAUACAACAAAAACGUCCCCUUUUUACUCUCACCACACACAUCGCUCUUAGCCCGUCUUUUCAUCAGCAUUUGACGUUUUUGAAUACCCGUUCUUGAGCGUUUCAUUUCCUAGCAGAUGCAUGAGUCGUCCUCGUUUUUUUUUUUUUGUUUGUUUGCGCUUUUUUUGGAUUUUGGUUUACUCGCAUUACUUCAUAGUUGAUAGGGUUGGUUGAUUUGUUGGGUUGGAGGAAGAUUUUCCUUAUAAAGAAGCUAGGGGGGAGAGGGAUGGUUGGAGGCUAUAUGGAUCCCACAACCAGACCGGGUGCGAAAAGCUCAAGUACGUGGUUGGGGGAUUGCUUUUGGAGAUUGGCACACACGAGACAUAUAUUUUUUCUUUGGAGCGGAAAAUUGGGUAUGCGAUGCGAUGUGAGCAUUUUUGGCCGUAGGAACGAUGGCAGGGGGUUAGUUUUUGGCAUUGUACGAUAUCAGAAGCAAUGGGGGGAGGCUUUUUUAUGACGAUGCGUUGGUUGGCGUGAUAUGAGCGGCCGAGCGAUGAAGUAAUGAAGCAUAAAGAUUUUGAGAG
Molecule: messenger RNA, 3379 nt
Organism: Pseudogymnoascus destructans
Lineage: Eukaryota; Fungi; Ascomycota; Leotiomycetes; Thelebolales; Thelebolaceae
Exons: 3
Coding region: 655-2688 (677 amino acids)
Biological process (GO): regulation of GTPase activity; signal transduction
Cellular component (GO): cytoplasm
Source: RefSeq, a predicted model, not a curated record